Molecule: messenger RNA, 1476 nt
Organism: Gopherus evgoodei (Goodes thornscrub tortoise)
Lineage: Eukaryota; Metazoa; Chordata; Testudines; Testudinidae
Gene: MATN1
Product: matrilin 1
Exons: 8
Coding region: 1-1476 (491 amino acids)
Molecular function (GO): calcium ion binding
Source: RefSeq, a predicted model, not a curated record
AUGGACAGGAUUUUCUCUGGCUUCUUGCUCUCUGUGCUUCUUCUCUUCCAGGAUCAUGGCAUUUACGGGGCUCCCCCUCAGCCCGGAGGUGCUCUGUGUAGGACAAGACCCACCGACCUGGUGUUCAUCAUAGACAGCUCCCGCAGCGUGCGCCCCCAUGAAUUUGAGCAGGUCAAAGUCUUCUUGUCCCAGGUCAUCGAGUCCCUCGAUGUGGGCCCCAAUGCCACUCGGGUGGGGGUGAUCAAUUAUGCCAGCACAGUCAAGAACGAGUUCUCCCUCAAGACCCAUUGGACCAAAGCCAGCCUGCUGCAAGCAGUCCGCAAGAUCAAGCCGCUCUCCACGGGCACCAUGACGGGCUUGGCGAUCCAGUUUGCCAUCAAUAGGGCGUUCAGUGACUCAGAAGGGGCCCGUGUGAGGUCUCCUGAGAUUAACAAGGUGGCAAUCAUUGUGACAGAUGGACGCCCCCAGGAUGGCGUGAAGGAUGUAUCAGCGAGGGCAAGAUCCCUUGGCAUUGAGCUGUUUGCCAUCGGGGUAGGCCGAGUGGACAAGAACACUCUUCGGCAAAUGGCGAGCGAGAAGCUGGACGAUCAUGUGGACUAUGUAGAGAGCUACAGUGUCAUUGAGAAGCUGGCCACGAAAUUUCAAGAGGCCUUCUGUGAUCUGUCAGACCUCUGUGCCUCUGGAGACCACGACUGUCAGCAGAUCUGUGUCAGCACACCCGGGUCAUACACCUGUGCUUGCAAAGAGGGCUUCACUCUGAACAGCGAUGGGAAAACCUGCAGUGCCUGCAAUAGUGAAUCUGCCAUUGACCUUGUGUUCCUGAUUGAUGGCUCCAAGAGUGUGCGGCCUGAGAACUUUGAGCUUAUGAAGAAGUUCAUUAACCAGAUUGUGGAUUCAUUGGAUGUCUCCGAUAAAAAUGCUCGCGUGGGCCUAGUCCAGUACUCCAGCUCCGUCAGGCAGGAGUUCCCUCUGGGACGGUACAACAACAAGAAGGACAUCAAGGCAGCAGUGAAAAGGAUGUCCUACAUGGAGAAAGGAACCAUGACAGGCCUAGCACUGAGGCACCUCACUGAAAAGUCUUUUGAUCCCUCCAGUGGAGCCAGACCUGGAUUCCCCAAGGUGGGCAUUGUCUUCACGGAUGGACGGUCACAAGAUUACAUCAGCGAUGCUGCCAAGAAAGCCAAGGAUUCAGGCUUUGAGAUGUUUGCUGUGGGAGUGGGCAAUGCCGUUGAAGAUGAAUUAAGAGAAAUUGCCUCAGAGCCAGUAGCAGCACACUACUUCUACACUGCUGAUUUCAGUACCAUCAACAAGAUUGCAAAGGAACUGCCCACGAAAAUCUGUGUUGAAGAGGACCCAUGUGAAUGUAAAGCCAUUGUGAACUUCCAGAAAAAAGCAGAAGACCUCAUAAAGUCCUUGACACAAAAACUGGAAGCUGUGACAAAAAGGAUCGCAGCCCUGGAAAACAAGAUCAUCUAA